Molecule: messenger RNA, 1410 nt
Organism: Thyridium curvatum
Lineage: Eukaryota; Fungi; Ascomycota; Sordariomycetes; Thyridiales; Thyridiaceae
Exons: 2
Coding region: 1-1410 (469 amino acids)
Source: RefSeq, a predicted model, not a curated record
AUGUCGGUCUUCUCUCUCAUCAGACGGGGUCGCCAGGCGGCCAAGGAGCACAAGGACAAGCAGGCCGAGAAGGACAAGAAGGCCGCAGAAAAGCCGCCUUACAAGCACGUACCCACCCAUGCAGCCGUCGAUGCACUCAAUGGAGCACCGCAGACCUGGAGAGCAGACGACCGCCCGAGGAUCAUAGAACAGCACAAGAGGAGGAGUGCAAUGACAGCAAGCGGCCUGGGCAUGCAUGUGGCGGGAUCAAUGACGCCGGUCCACAGCGGCAUGAUGCCGCGGGUCAACAGCUCCCUCUCCCACGUCUCGUACCCGUCCGUCUACGCCAACCCCAUGGUCAAGGUCCCCAGGGCCUACAGCUACAGCAGCAUGCCGGGGUGGAGCGACCGCGGAGGCGAGGUCGUCUACACGCCCAUGAUGGAGCGGCCGCAGAGCGCCGCGGUCAAGGGCAAGACCGUCGACCGGCCCGCCAUGGUGGACUCUGGCCGCGCCAGCCGAACCUCCAGCAAAGCAGGAUCGCCAGUCGGCAGCUCCGGCGACUCGACGAGCUCGCAGGACGACUUGGAGAUGCCGGCCAAGCAGAGCUGGAGCCAGCGAGCGCCAGACAGCCGCGCCGCUGCCGUGCGCGUGGUCAACAGCAGCGAUCAGCCGCACCGUCUUCACCCCAGCAGGAGAGUCUCGGAUCCUCCUGCAGCGGUCGUUCACAGCCCGCAGCCUCAGGCGCGGAGCACGUACUACCCUCCCUCGUCCUCGAGACCCUCGGCGCCCCGGACAGCAACGGCACCAACAGCAUCACCCAUGACAGGCGCGGGAAUCCCUCCGGUUCCUGCGCUGCCCCCCAUGAACUUCAGCUCCCCUUCCAGGAUGAGCCGGCCAGGCUCGGCCAGCUCGCACCGCAUCUCGUCCGGCUUUGGGCUGCCCAACUCAUCGACCUCCUCGUCUACCACCGCCGCCGACAUCGACCCGGCCUACAUUGCCGAGCCAUUCCCCGACUUCGACACCAUGCCCCGUGCGGUCUCGGACGACAGCUCCGUGCCCCCGAUGGGCAUGGCCAUAUCGACGACGGCGACCAUCGACGCUGCAUCCAGCGUCGCAGCCGCAGCCACAGCCUCGACUCGCGUCGACGCCAUUGACUUUUCGGCUCCCAGGGCUCUGGUUAACGAGGCGCCAGCCCAAGCCGCUAAAGAACCUAGGCCGGUGGCCGUCACCACUACCGCCCUACCAGCACCGCCAGCAGACCUCCACGACGCCACCUCUGCGCCGGUCCAGACAGCACCACCCGUGACCCCCGCCGCCCCGCCCAGGGCCAGCAAGCUAUCGAAAGCGCAUGGUGGUGGUGGUGCCAGGCUCACCAAGAAGAACCGCUGGUCGCUUCGCGGCAGCAGCAAACCGGCCGCAGUGGCCGUCUGA